Molecule: messenger RNA, 1153 nt
Organism: Styela clava
Lineage: Eukaryota; Metazoa; Chordata; Ascidiacea; Stolidobranchia; Styelidae
Source: RefSeq, a predicted model, not a curated record
AUGAACAGGCGAAAACAAACAGACGAGCGAGAUGACAAUAGCUGUUCAAGACUGUUCAGUAAUAUCAUCAGCGGCUUCAGGGGCUUCAUAUCAAGACCGCUAACAGACGGUGCCCCAGAAGACCCCACCAUCCAUAUCGACACUUCAAGGACAGGCCAAGACGGUUAUACAUUUGAAGCUGAAAAUAAUAAAGGUCCAGAAAUAGCCAAGGUGGAUAAAGAAUUUGAAAACAAACAAAUUGCUAUUAACACAGAUCGGGAGAGAAGAUUGGCGGCGAUGAGGAAGAGAUUAGCGAGAGAAGUAGACGCCAAGUGUUCGAACAAUAAUACAGAAGACAACAAUCACGAGGUACUUCCUAAAAAGCUCUAUCUGUGCAUGGAAACAAAGUAUGUCGGACUGUGUAUAAUUAUAAACAACAAUACAAAGUAUUCACGUGCAGCAGGAUAUCUUCAUGAGUUCUUCUCUGCCGAAGGUUACGAAGUGAAGUUUCACCAAUAUUUGAAAAAGAAAGAAAUAGAGUCGAUUUUCGAUUCCGCGAAGUCGAAGAAUUUCAAUGAUCAUGGAUGUUUUGUUUGUUUUGUUCUUUCUACAGGGAACCAUAGACUCAUUAAAACUGCAGACAACUCGUCUAUUUCAAUGGAUAAAAUAGUGGGAUACUUCCAUCCCAAAAACUCUCCUACUCUUGACGGAAAACCAAAAGUAUUUUUCUUCCAGAACGGAAUAGAUAUCGUGAACGCUAGGAAUUUGUGGAAUGAUGACGAGCGUACACCAUUCCCAACUUAUGUCGAUGCAGUUGUCGUGCGAUCAACUCUGAGAGAUUUUAUCGACAGAUUCAUCACAAUAUUAGCCGCGCAUCCACGAGAAUCGCUCUCUACCAUCAUGACCUUGCUACAAUCCGAAACCCUUUUGUCAUUCACCUGUAAUGAGCAAUACCAAGUUAUACGGGAUAUGACAAAAGAGGUUUACUUCACUAUAGAAAAAUCUACGGCUGGGACUUCGAACCCUCAAACAACGGCUCAUAUUCACGCACCUACGGAAAAGAAAUUGAACGCUAUGAUGAAAGGACCCUCGAGUGAUAAUUCGAAUACAACGCCAGAUGUUGACGCGCAUAUGCAAGAAGAAGGAUCGAGUGAUAGGACGAAACCGAAGGAAG